Messenger RNA from Paramuricea clavata, 775 nucleotides. The record is from the annotation of a GenBank genome assembly. Lineage: Eukaryota; Metazoa; Cnidaria; Anthozoa; Malacalcyonacea; Plexauridae.
AUGGAUCUGAACGGCAAUGACGAGCAUAUUUGUACCUCUGAUACGGAAAGCGAAAGCUCGAGCGAAACUUCCAGUUGCAGCUCAAGUAACGACGACGAGUAUUCGCCGCAAGGGCAAAUUUUAGGUUUGCUGCCUUACCAGUUCGAACCUGUCGUUGACACUAUUCCAGAGUCGUCUGAAUCUGAUGAUGAUUACAGCAGUGAACAGAAGGAUGAAAGUAGAUUGGACAACUUGGAUUGGUACGUAAGGUUUAAUAUACGAAUAUUUUAAUGCUGUAAUAAAUAAAUACAAUUAAGUUCGAUUUUUAAAUAUAUCACUGUAUUCCUGUAUUGAAAUAUUAAUUUUCCUGCACAGGUGUCAAUGUGAACACUGUCAAAUCAUGGACAGAGUAGAAGAAUGUGUGUGCUGUCACGAAAUACCUGAGAUCAUGAACAAAAACGAAGAAGUUUUUGAAACAGAAAAGCUUAAGGAAAAACCGAAUUGUAUUACUGACAACCCAGGUUUCGCAGGAGGCUGUUUAAAUCGCUGGGCCCUUCAAAUUGCGUGGUAUCAUUAUAAGCAACAAUAUGGGACAUUGGCAACUGAUGGUCCUGAACACAAACGAAAUCGACAUGUUGCUUACAGACAAUUGACAAGAUGGUGUUGGGGAAUUUUAGGCAAAGAAAUCAGAGUGCCAUUACCAUCUUGUGCUGUAAGUUGCAUAAGGGCUCACUUUCCACCCCCUGGUUUGGAAGAAGAUUUUGAAUUUGAAGGUUUUCACUUUGCUGAUGAAUGA